Molecule: messenger RNA, 918 nt
Organism: Nicotiana attenuata
Lineage: Eukaryota; Viridiplantae; Streptophyta; Magnoliopsida; Solanales; Solanaceae
Exons: 1
Coding region: 1-918 (305 amino acids)
Source: RefSeq, a predicted model, not a curated record
AUGACUUUAAAUCGCGAGUGGAUGUAUAGAAGGUUAACGAGAGGUUUGUAUAAUCCAGAAUUCAUAAGGGGUGUUGAGCAAUUUAUUGAGUUUGCAAAGAAUCAUCGUGAAGGGAGGGAUGGUGAGAGACUAAGGUGUCCAUGUAACCGAAAAAAGUGUCAGAACAGAAAUUUUGAAGAUGUUCUUACUGUCCACGAACAUUUAUUGCGCGAUGGCUUUGUACCUGGAUAUCAUAUAUGGUACUUGCAUGGAGAAAAUGAGGUUACGAGAAAUAUAAAUCAACAUGAAGAGAUGCGAAAUUGGGAUCAGUCUAUGAAUACUGAAUCGGUAAAUGUGGGUGCAAUUGAUGAGCCUGGAUCACCUACUUCAUACCACAGAAUGGUCCUUGACGCCGCUGGCCCCUCAUUCGAUCCGAUUGAUAGGGAUGAAUUACCGAAUCCUGAUGCGCAGAAAUUUUAUGAUAUGAUAGAUUCUGCAAAUCAAGAGGUGUGGCCUGGCUGUGAAACACAUUCUCAAUUGUCAGCUGUUGCACGUUUAUUGCACAUCAAGUCUGAACACCAUCUAUCUAAUAGAUGUUUUGAUGACAUUUGUCAAUAUGUGAAUGAGAUGAUUCCUCCGGAUAACCCAAUGCCAAAUAAUUUCUAUGAAACUAAGAAGUUAAUGCAGGGAAUGAACAUGCCAGUAGAAAAAAUCCACAGUUGUAUAAAUGCCUGUAUGAUUUAUUGGGGAGAAGAUAGUGAACUUAGCCAUCGCAAGUUUUAUCGCCAUCCCAGGUACAAGCCUACUAGGCAAAUAUCGAAUUCAAAGAGAAAUCUUGUACCAUUCAAACAUAUGUACUACUUUUCCCUCACUCCAAUUACAACGGUUAUAUGCUUCCGACAUGACUGCUGCACAUAUGUGAUGGCAUGCCGAGCAUAA